GCCAGAUGGACCAAUGCAGCCGACUUCGGAAAUCGCCGGUCAAAUCUCGCGCAUGACCUCAAGUGAUCUGCAUACCAAAGAGGAUGCAAUCCGGCGGCUUCUUUGGCUCUGCUUCUCUCAGCUUCUUUGGCUAAACGCGGGUGGCCCGAAUUCUCAGAGGCCAUGCAGAGGUCUGAGCCUAUCCUGACGGACGCGCGUCAAGAGCAAGCCUUGCUGCGCAAGGCUGCAGAAGCCGAGGCACGCUUCCAGCAGGUCAUCGAGGGCAAGCAUCAAAGCAUCUGCGAGAAGCAGAGCCAGCUGCGAUCACAGGUUGCAGCCGCAGAAGAGGCUCUGCGGCGAGAGAAAGAGGCGGCUUUGGAGUUGCAGACCGAGGUGUCUUUAGAGCGCUGGGAGUUGCAGCAGAACGCCAGCAACUUGGCCGCGGCCUGGCCGGCGGUGGAGGAGACUUCCAAGGCGGUGCGCGAGGCACAGACGCAGGUGCUGCAGCUGAGGCAGGAUGCUUUAGAGCACAACCAGGAGAGCAAGAAGCAGCUGGAAGUCGCCAGCAGCCUCUAUGAGUUCUAUGCCGCUGUCUCUGGCAUUCGCUGGGACAUGGAGUCCGACUCCGAGGGGUACAUUGCCAUCGGAGAGCGAGCCACGUCAUUCAAGGUGGACAAGCCGGGCAGCAAGGAGUCUGCGGAUGCCCUCUGGGCUGAGAUCGAGGCCUGCUGCAAAGUGGCAAGCUGAGCGCAUUGGAGGUGUGGAAAGACGAGGGAUACGAGGGGUUCAAGCAAAGAGGUGGCAGCACUAGGAGUAGUGACUCGGACUUCUUGGACAUUGGUGUCAAAUUUGGGAGGG
Effrenium voratum is the source of this 837-nucleotide messenger RNA. Lineage: Eukaryota; Dinophyceae; Suessiales; Symbiodiniaceae. The record is from the annotation of a GenBank genome assembly.